This is a messenger RNA of Cyphellophora europaea CBS 101466, 915 nucleotides long. RefSeq lists its product as uncharacterized. The transcript has a single exon. The record is from RefSeq and is a predicted model, not a curated record. Bases 1 to 915 code for a protein of 304 amino acids. NCBI's taxonomy places the organism in Eukaryota, Fungi, Ascomycota, Eurotiomycetes, Chaetothyriales, Cyphellophoraceae.
AUGUCACGACCUGACGCCCCAGUGAAACCCAAGCUCGACCUGACCUUCUACCCCGCCUUCUGCUACACUGUCUCGCCGACCUGGUCCACAUGGGUGAAGCUCACGUGCCGGGACGUGCACGAUGCUCUGAGACCCCACUACCACCGAGGGACCGAACACUCUUACACCAGCAGCGGCCUCAACCCGAGCUUGGUUCUAUUCUACCUCAACCACCCGAUCCAGUAUGUCCAAUUAAUCGGUAUGGUAGUGGCAAUCGAAGACCACUACGAGAAUGUCUUCCUGUUCACGCUUGACGACUCCUCGGGCGCAACGCUAGACGUGGUCCUGAGAAAGCCGAGGCUGAAAAAGCGGAAGAAAGCACUGCAGCAUGCGCCGAAGACCGCAGUCACAAAGAGUAGCAUUCAAAGGGACGAUAAUGAGGACAACAGUGAAGGAGAUGACGAAGAAGAAGACGGCGAGACCAAGGACAAAUCUGCCCUCCUAAAUAUUCUCUCCUCGCUGAACAUUGGGGACUCGAUUCUAGCAAAGGGCACACUCAGCACCUUCCGAGACACGCGGCAGCUGUCACUGCUCCGCAUCACACCCAUCACCACUACCACCCAGGAGAUCCACCACAUCGACGCGCGCACGAAAUUCCUGGCCAACACCCUCUCUCGACCCUGGAAACUCUCUGAAUCCCGACAGCGGAAGUUGAGGACAGCGGCGGAGAGCGAUAAGGUCGAGCAGGGCGACCGUGCUCGGAAAGCGAUGAUGAGGAAGCAGGAACAAGCCGCGUGGGAGAACAGACAAGAGGAUUUUCUUGGAAGGAAGUACAAUGAGGAGGAGCAGAAGCGCGCUCGUGCCGCAGACGAGGCAAAGCAGGAUGGCGAAAGGGUAAUGAGGAGGCGGCGUGCAUAUCAGGAGCAGUCAGCAUGA